Molecule: messenger RNA, 13769 nt
Organism: Drosophila ananassae
Lineage: Eukaryota; Metazoa; Arthropoda; Insecta; Diptera; Drosophilidae
Product: cubilin homolog
Exons: 14
Coding region: 126-11411 (3761 amino acids)
Molecular function (GO): calcium ion binding
Source: RefSeq, a predicted model, not a curated record
AAAACCCAAGUGGAGAGGCACAGUCGUCUUUCGGCUUCCAAGCGGAUCGGACUUCUUUUCGCGUUCCUCUUCUGCGGAAAUUAUUUUUUUUAGUUUAUUUGUUUAGUGAAAAGUGAAAGUUGAAAAUGCACGGAGCUGCCAGGAGGAGCAGACUCCUCGUUCAUUCAAUCCUGAUAUUAGCCUACAUUCUGGACGUGUCCCCUGGUGCAGAUGGCUUUGUUAAUUCACCAAAAAUAAUCAGCAAAGAUGGCAAUCUUAUUUUCGAGUCUGGGGCCAAUCGAAACAUCAGUUUUCGGCUGAGCGGAAGCUCAAGGCUCAUCGUCAAUGAGGACUUGGACGUCCUGGAACUGCUGCAAGCCACCGGUGGCGCCAAGAAGCGAUCUUCGGCCGGCGCCGGCAAGAACGAGGAGUGGAAUGCCGGCGAGGAUGUGGAUCUACGGGAGCUUGCCGAUCAGUUGGCCGAUUUCAAUAGAAGGGCCUUUGGGCCCAAUGGCCUGGACACAAUUCUGCGCCAGCAGCAGAACAGAUCCCGGGGCUCCUUGGCGCUGAUGCGACGCUACCAGACACGGCUGCGGAUGGCGGAGACUAAACUGGACCGGCUGAAGUCACAUUUAGAGACAGACAGCUGCGCCAGUGGACCUUGCAGCAACGGAGCCACCUGCUCCAACACAUACAAUGGCUUCCGGUGCCAGUGCCGGUCUGGAUUUGAGGGACCGAGGUGCGAGCUGGACGUGAAUGAGUGCUUCCUGUACGAGGGCACGGAUCUGGGCUGCCAGAACGGAGGUCUCUGUCAGAACAACGUGGGCUCCUUCAGCUGCACCUGCCUGCCCGGCUGGCACGGGCUGCACUGCACCCAGCGAAAGGGGGACUGCUCCCUGGCCAGUUCCUGGGAGCUGUGUGGGCAUGGAACCUGCGUACCCAGCGCCGACGACACGGGCUAUCGGUGCCUGUGCGAAGCCGGCUGGAAGACCAACGGACUGACCCCCGUGUGCGGGGAGGACGUUGAUGAGUGCCACGAGUCGGCCGCCCACACACCCUGCUCCACCAAGUGCAUCAACCUGCCGGGCAGCUUCACCUGCGCCCCUUGCCCCGCCGGCCAGACGGGGAACGGCGUGAGCUGCCAGGACAUGGAUGAGUGCAAGACCAAUAACGGCGGCUGCAGCCAGAGCCCCUUGGUGGACUGCAUCAACACGUUCGGGUCGUACCACUGCGGCGACUGUCCGAUUGGCUGGACCGGCGAUGGCCGGACGUGCGAACGCAGUGCUCCGGCUCCGGUUCCUGCUUCCGGAUCCAGCUCGGAGCUUUCCACCAUAAGCAGCUGUGCCCAGCGAAGGAGCCAGUGCCAUCCGGCGGCCAACUGCUUCGAGAUCUCCGGCACGGCGGUGUGCAGUUGUCCAACUGGAAUGGUGGGUACCGGAUACGGUCUCACCGGCUGCGUUAACGGAACUGCCAAAAACUGCGGCGCCACGAAUCCCUGUCUGAACAACGGUAUCUGUCUCGAUGUGGGUCCCUCGAACUUCACCUGUGUUUGCGGACGUGGCUUCCGGCCGCCCCUCUGUGAGCCCCUGCCAAGCCCAUGCAGUGCCAAUCCCUGCCAAAACGGCGGACGCUGUCGGGCCACCCAAGGAGCCGAUGGCUUUGUAUGUCAGUGUCUGCCCGGCUACAGGGACCGGCUCUGCUCGACGAGAUUUAGCAGCUGCAAUUCCCUGCUGAGUGCGGCCAGCGGACGGCUGAGGUAUCCGCCAGAGAACGCCGGCUACGAGCACAACGCUCAGUGCGCCUGGGUGAUCCGGACCAACGAGUCCCUAGUUCUCAACGUUACCUUCCACUCCUUCGACGUGGAGGAUUCAACGGAGUGUCGCUUCGACUGGCUUCAGGUGAAUGACGGUCGCUCGGCGGCGUCUCACAUAAUCGGUAGGUACUGCGGCAACCAUUUGCCCCACGGCGGCAACAUCAUCUCUUCCGGCAAUCAGCUGUACCUGUGGUUCCGCUCCGACAACUCAACGGCCGCCGCCGGCUUCGACCUUACGUGGACUUCGAUGCUGCCGCAGUGCGGUGGCCGCGUGGAGUUCGAGACUCACGGGACAUUGGCCUCCCCCGGAUCGCCGGGCAAUUAUCCGAAGAACCGAGAUUGUCAGUGGCAUCUAGUAGUGGCCAACACGAAACGAAUAAAACUGACCUUCUUCAGCCUGCAGCUGGAGCAGCACACCGACUGCAACUUCGACUAUGUGGAGAUUCAAGACGUCAUAUCCGGUGGGCAGAUAGCCAAGUACUGUUCCAGUGGACCGCCGGCUCCUCUGCUCUUGCCCACCCAUGAAGCGCGGAUCCUAUUCCACUCGGACGCAGAGGGCACUGACACCGGCUUCCAGCUGCACUACUCGGCGGAGGAGCGGAUUCCGGGAUGCGGAGGCGUUUAUACCGCCAAAGAAGGCACCAUUUUCGGACCCGACAUCCGCGCCGGGGAAUCGGCGUCCUGCGAGUACGAAAUCCACUUGGCUGUAGGUGAGGUAAUUGCGAUCUGGUUCGAGAUUCUAGAACUGGGCACCAACGAAUGCCUGGAGAUUUGGGAUGCCAACGAUGAAGGCAGCUCCUACCUGCAGGAUAAGAUUUGUGGCCCAUUGGGCGGUGAUUUUCCGGACUACACCUCUCAGUACAAUCGCCUCAGGAUCAAGUUCUUCGGUAGUUCCGGCAUGUUCAAGAUGCAAUACAGGAUGUCCUGCUACCAGUUGCUGGACAGUGCGGAAGGAACUGUAACUUCUCCGGGCUUUCCGAAUAGAACCUUCUGGACGGACCAAAUGUGCACCUUCACGGUUAAAACGUCAGUGGACACGGUGAUCACGUUGAAGCUGAUUGAUUUCGACCUGGAAGACCAAUACGAUGGUUGCAGCCUAAUGAUCAACGAUGGGAUGAACAGAAAUAUCCUGGGACCCUUCUGCGGCUCCACAAAGCCGCUGACGGAGUACAUUAGCGUCACAAACUUCCUGCAGUUCCACCUGUCCACGUCCUCAUCUACUAGCGGAAGGGGCUUCAAGUUCACGUACGUAGCUCUUCCGGCGGCCACCGGCCAUUGCGGUGGAGUGUACACAAAGCCCGGCCAGAACAUACGGCUGCAUGUGGACGGUGAAGGAAAUUAUGACACGGACGCCCUUUGCUACUGGGUGAUUGCAGCGCCCGCAAACAAGGUGAUCCGAUUGCACUGGCUGAGCUUUAGCUUAGAGGCCACCUCGGACUGCAGUAAUGACUACGUGGAGGUGUAUGAUAGCCUCGAUGUUAAGAGUGUCAACUACCUCAGCAAGUACUGCGACCACCAUCUGCCGGAAGACUUGCUCACCCACUCCCGCCACUUGGUCAUCAAAUUCGUUUCGGAUUACAGUGACUCCGAAGGCGGCUUCGAGCUGGCUUAUACUUUCGAGGAUCGUCCUGAAUGCGGUGGUCACGUGCACUCCUCCAGUGGGGAAAUUACUUCCCCGGGAUAUCCGGCGAACUACUCCAAUGGCCUGCACUGUGACUGGCAUCUGACCGGAGGCGUGGACAACAGGAUGGAAAUUCAGAUAGAAUCAUUCGACUUAGAGAUGUCCGUCAAUUGCUCGGCGGAUUACCUGGAGGUGCGGAACGGCGGCUCACCGGACUCGAUUUUAAUUGGACGCUUCUGCGGCAAUACUAUUCCCACCCGGCUCCCCGGAUUCACCAGCGAGAUGAGAGUGCUCUUCCACACCGACGUGGCUAGGAGCGGACGCGGUUUCAGGCUAAGGUGGCGACUGUUGAACACCGGAUGCGGAGGCCGUUUAAAGGCCAACAGGGGCGUCAUCACUUCGCCACGUUACCCGAAUCCCUACCCCCACCUGGCGAACUGUGAGUGGCGAAUAACCGUACACCCCGGAUCCGAGAUCGCACUGCUCAUAGAGGACUUCGAGCUGGAACCCUGGAACAAUUGCUACUACGACAGCUUAAAGAUCUACGAAGGUCAAAAGACAGUUGGCCAGGAGCCAAAAAUUAAGGUGUGCAUGGACAAGUCGGACGGCGAACAACUCAUCAGGAUUCACGACCAGGAGGCAACCAUAGUCUUUAACUCCGAUGUCAGCAACGCCUUCCGCGGAUUCCGGAUCUCCUAUGAGGCAAGUUGCGGGGUCACCUUAAGCAAGACCUACGGAACCAUCGAGAGCCUUAACUACAUGGAGCCCUUCGAGGACUCCAUUCCGAUCAACUGCACCUGGACCAUCAAGGCGCCCCGCGGCAACCACAUUCGCCUAGAGGUCUCCCACCUGGAAACGCACGAGGAGCACAUACCCAAUGGCCUGCCAGGCGGCCUGUACAUCCUCGACGGCAACCGGACUCUGCAAUUAACAUCCCUUGCCUCUCUUAAUUCCAGCGGCGACACUCUGACCGUGGUCCACAAUUCAAGCAAUCUGAACUUCCAACUGGACUACCACAUCGACGGCUGCCAGCAGGAGCUGCGCGGCGAAAGUGGCUCCUUCCAUAGCCCCAACAACCCGGGCAUGUACCCCAACAACCUGGAGUGCUACUGGCUCAUCGACGUUGGCAGUGAAAUGGGCAGUGUUGUCGAGGUUACCAUCUACCAACUAGAUCUCGAGGAGAGUGCCAACUGCACCAAGGAUGCGAUAACGUUCUCCAACCACGCCGACGCGGUGCAGGCCCAUGAUCGCCAUUGCGGAUCGACAUCUAAACUGGUCUUUACCAGUUCUGGCCACCGGCUGCACGUGCGCUUCAUCUCGGACGGAUCCCAUAACGGUCAAGGGUUCGCAGCAACCUACCGUGCCGUGAAAUCGACUUGUGGGGGAAAAAUAAGCUCCCGAAACGGGGUCAUCCAGUCACCCAACUACCCGGGCGCGUAUCCGGUGAACAGCCACUGCGAGUGGCAGGUGGAGGUGUCGCCAUAUCACCGGAUCGUAUUCGAUGUGCAGGACCUGCAGCUGGAGGUGGCAGCGACCUGCAACUGGGACUACCUGGAGGCCUACGACUUGGGCGAAGACGAGCUGGAGGGUCGGCGACUCUUCCGCGUAUGUGGCGAGGAUAGUGACAGCAGCGUUCCCGUAAUGAGUGCCAGCAACCUGGCCUUGGUGCGCUUCGUCAGCGAUAAUUCCGUUUCCAGCGCGGGCUUCCGGCUGCACUUCCACGAGUCCUGUGGCCAGCAGAUCAGCAUCGACGAGUCGGACUUUGACUACAUUGAGCUGUCGCGGCAGGCGCCGCGGAACGAGAGCUGUGUGUGGGUCAUCCAGGCCCAGGAGGCCACAAAGCACAUCAUCCUGACGACGACGCAUAUAAAUCUGCGGGAGAUCGCAGAUUCCCAGUAUCCCACCGAGGGCGAUUGCAUGCCCGCGGGCGUGAAAAUCUACGAGGGUACCGAGGCCACCGGCACUCCUCUGCUCUCCUUCUGCCGCUCCCAUCCGCCGGCGAUUAUCUCGAACGGCCAUGCCUUGACGAUCAGCGUGCCGCUGAUGCUAGUGGAGGAGUUUGAGGCACACUACAUGACCAUGGAUCAGGCCUGCGGCAGCGUGUACAACGCUCUGUCCGGGCGGUUCACCACGCCCUACUACCCGUCCUCAUACCCGGCAAACAUGGAGUGCACCUGGCAACUGAUAGCGAAUGCCGGAAACUCGCUCAGCCUCACCCUGGAGUCGAUGGACCUGGAGGACUCUGAGGGCUGCAACCGGGAUUACCUGGAGGUGCGGGAGAAGGACCCAGAAGGCGCCCUCAUCGGUGUCUACUGCGGAAAUACAGUGCCUCCGGUAAUCCGCUCCAGGGGAACCAUCUGGAUGAAGUUCAAGAGCGACGACGACAACGUGGGCGAAGGCUUUAUGGCAUCCUACAAUUACGAACACCACAACGAACUGAAUGGAACCGAAGGCGCUGUGGAGUCGCCCCAUUAUCCCAGCAAGUUCAAGAGCUCCGAGCCAUACAGCUGGAGGAUCACCGUGGACAAGGACUACGUGGUGGUAAUCUCAAUGCAGCAUCUGCGAGAUCUGGACCAGGCGCAUCUGCGCUUCUACGAUGGCUACUCGGAUAUUGGCUCCCAGAUCCCACUGGUCGACUUGGAGGAGCCCAUCCAGUCCAGCAGCAACGUCUUAUACUUCACGGCCAGACGCGGACCCUUCCGGCUCACUUGGCAGCGGCUGUCCAAGGAGGAGCUGCGCUCCAACCGCACCCUGAUCGAGCAGAACCAGAAGUGCGGAAACCAGCUCAUCAAAGUGGGCAGGGCCAUUCUGCUUUUCAAAUCCCCAGGAUAUCCGGACGGCUACGAAGCCAAUUUGCAGUGCGCCUGGAACCUAGUGCCCUGGAGCCCGGCCGUGCACGUGAUGCUCACGCUGGACACGGUGGAUAUGGAGAAGUUCGGCGACGACUGCAUCGCCGACUACCUGCGCAUCUCCAGCAGCAGCGACCUGCAGAACUGGUCAGAGCCGAAGAAGAUCUGCGAAUUGCCGAGUGAUGCCCCGUCGCGGACCUUCCACGGGACACCCUACCUGCGGCUGGAGUUCAUUACGGACGCAAGCGUUAACCAGACAGGCUUCAAAAGCUUGCUGCGCACAGCGUGCGGCUCGGAGAUCUUCGUAACUGGAACGAUGCUACUGAAUGUUACGGAAGUGCUGAAUAUUGGUCCGAGCGUCCAGCAGGACUGCAUCUGGACGCUGAAAGUGCGCCAGGGGCGCCACAUAAGAUUGGAGUUCCCGGAAGUCGUACUCAGGAACAGCAACAGCCCCGCGGACUCUACCGGCUGCGAUAACUUCCUGGUCCUGCGCAACGGCGGCGCUGGCGACUCACCCUUCCUGGGCAGAGGCAAGUACUGCGAGGACAACAUCUCGGACGCACUGGAAACCUCCUCCAACACGGCCUACGUAAAGUUCCACCACAAGAGGGGCCCGAUCCGCUCGCAGGUGACGAUCCGCGUAAUGGAAGUGGGCCAAGCCUGCUCCCGGCGCAUCCAGCUGACAUCCGCCAAAGACUCGGAGGUGAUCAGCUCGCCCCUCUACCCGAAUCUCCCCAACCCGCACUCGGAGUGCGUGUGGGUUGUGACAGCUCCGCCCGAACACCGGAUCAUGCUGCACUUUGAGGACCGGUUUGACUUGGAGGACCUCUCGAAGGACUCUGGCGAGUGCCAACGGGAGUUCGUCCAAGUCUUCGACGGCGGCACGGAGCUCAAGCCGGAGGUGGGUCGCUACUGCGGCAAUCGCAAGCCCGACACCAUCUAUUCCAAAGCCAGCCAGAUGAGGAUUCGCUACUUUACGGACGUGGCCGAGCCACACGCCGGGUUCAAGGCCACCGUGAAGUUGGCCAGCUGCGGCGGCUCCUUCUACAGCUCCGAGGGCGUAAUUUCUUCGCCCUCGCGAGAGCUUCUGCUGUCGCACAUGGAGGACGGGAGCUCUAUCCGGGAGUGCGUCUACACCAUCGAGAUGGAAAAGGGAACAACCAUUGAUUUGGAAACGACGAGCCUCUUCCUGCCCAGCGCAGAGAAUGGCAACUGCUCGCAGCACACCCACAUCCUACUGGAGGAGAUGGAGCCGUACGGGGAGGAGGGUUUGGAUCGCGUCUCCGACCAGCUCUACAUAUGCGGCUCGGACAACCGUCACCUCCUCGUGGAGACCAACAAGGUAGUGAUACGCUACCGGAUGGUGGAUGGAGUGCCGCCCGAGUCCUACGUCUUCAGCUGGGUCUACAAAGCGGUGGGCUCGCGCUGUGGCGAGACCAUCCAUGCCGUCCAAGGCGUGCUCCAGACCCCCGGAUACCCGGACGGUGUUACUAAGCCGGUGCACUGCAUCUGGAAACUGGAGGUGCCCAAGGGGCGCCGCGUUAAGCUGGAAAUCCUGGACUUUAGCAUUCAACUGGAGCCUCCUUCCACCAGUAGGUCCACCUUCCGCGGCCGACUCACCGUCGCCAACGAUCACAGGAUGAUCUCCAUUCUGGGCAGGUACACCGACAGUGCGCCCGCGACGGUCAUCUCCACUGACAACACCAUGGGCGUCGAAGCCUUCCUGAUGCCCAUCUCCCGGCAUCGGGGCAUCAAGCUUCGUUUCAGCGCCUACGGACUGACCCAGUGCCGGCGCUUCGUCUUCGAAGUUGGGGACGUGAGCAGGGAGAUCGCCUUCCAGAGGACCAAUGUCACCCAGGCGGUGCACUGCAGCUACGACUUGACCCCGCCGGUCAACACAACCGCCCUGAUACAGGUCAAGGCGUACAACAGCAGCUCUACCAUGAUGCUUAGCUCCAGGCUCUGCUCCCUGAUAUCGCCCCUGAAGCUGAAGCGCCAGGACCAGUCGGAGCAGCUGAUGCGCCGCAUUCUGUGCGGCUUCGAGUCCCUGAAGCCGGACCAGCCCCUGCCCACCGUGCGCCUGCCCUUCCCCAUCCAGCUGACGGUAACGGCGAGCGUUCGCAACGCCCUGACGAACCUGGUCCUGGGAUACAGCUUGCAAGCCUGUGGUGGCAUGAUCGUCUUGGAGCCGGGUGACAGCAUGGUGGUGCGACAGCCCAGUAACAUGGCCGGCACCCAGGGUGCCAUUGACUGCGCCUGGGCCAUCGGUCCGGGCGUCUCGACCGCCGGAGAGGACGGCGAGCUGGCGCUACAAGACAUCCAGUUGGAGGUUUCGGUGGAGCUGAACCUUCCCAGCCCCGCUCCUGCUGCAGGUUCAACCCUGGCGCCCUGCCAAAAUCACUAUCUGAACGUCUACAGUGGUCCCGACCAGAACUCGCCCUCACUGGGACUGUUCUGCAACAAGAUUUCCGUGACGAACCUGGUGGUGGAGCGCGGUCUCUUCCUGGAGUACCACGCGGAGAGCUUCUCGCCCAAUGCCACCUUCAACGUUUCGAUCAAAUACGGAUCCGGAUGCGGCGGCAAGCUUCAGUAUCCGUACCGAUCCAUCGACUUCGGGGAGCAGUACAAGAACAACAUGGAGUGUGUCUGGGAAGUGGAAGCAGAGCCGGGCUACCACAUCGGACUCUCCUUCCAGGGUCGCUUUUUCAUCGAGGACAGCAGCGGCUGCACCAAGGACUACCUCCUGGUCCAGCAGCGGAACGAGAGCACUGCCAACUGGACCGAUAUCCAGAGGAUUUGCGGACGGGUUUCGCCGGGGCAGAUCAACACCACGAUGCCGUACAUGCGGUUGACGUUCCGCUCCGACGGGGACGUGGUCGGCGACGGAUUUCUGGCCAGGUUUGAGCGGAACUGCGGCGGAGUGCUGUACGCCGAGGAGGAGGAGCACGAGCUGGCUAGCCCGGGAUACCCCACGGGCUACGAAAAGAACCUGCACUGCAACUGGACGAUUUUGCCGCGGGACCCGCAUGCCAGCGGCGUCCUAGUGCGCUUCCUGCACUUCGAUCUGGAGAACUCACCCACAGGUUGCAUCUACGACAACGUCACGGUGACCACCAACGACGACGAUGACGGGUACAUCGAUAAAAGCAAGCAGGCCAUCAUCUGCGGAAUGAAGCUGAAGCACGAAUACCGGGCGAAGAAGUCCGUGAACCUGUUGUUCGCGACUGACAGCACCUACUCCGGCCGCGGCUUCCAGCUGAUGUACACCAGCCGGGUCUGCGGCGGCGUCAUCUCCCAGACAAGCAUCGUCCAGUCGCCCAAGCAGCACACCGACAACAGCUUCCCGCCGAACAGCGACUGCUACUGGAACCUUACGGCCCCCCCAGGCCACAAGUUCACCGUCAAGUUCGAGAAGCUGGACUUUGAGGCGCACUCGGAGUGCAUGUACGACGGCGUGGAGAUCUUUAGCGGACCGGCUCCGGUGGAGGCCGAGAGACGGGGCCGUUACUGCGGCCGCAUGACCGAUAACCUGCCCAUGAUCAGCAUACCGCGGGAGCGUGGUCUUAUCCACAGCUUCUCGGACGAACGGGAUCCGUCGCAGGGCUUCCGGGCCCUGGUCCGUGUGAUGCGGAACUGCGACGAGGUUAUAGCCCUCAACGGCUCACAGCGGUACACCUACAACAGGUUUAACACAGCCGGCGGCUAUGCCAACGAUCUCGACUGUGAGGUGAACUUCCAGGUCAACCGGGAUCAGCAUAUCAGGCUCCAGUUCAACAGCUUCCAUGUGCAGCAGUCCGCAGACUGCCAGAAGGACUUUGUCGAGCUGCGCGACGGAGCCGGUCCCUUCGCCGACCUCAUAGGGCGCUUCUGCGGCCAGGACCUGCCACCCACUCUGGUCAGCACGCGGCACACUCUCUUCCUGCGAUUCGUCACGGACGCGACGGGCAGCGACUCCGGUUUCGAGCUACAGAUCAACGCCAUACCCAGACUGUGCGGCUCUUCGGACAUAAAGCUCGAGACGACUGGACAACAAAUGGCAACACUGGCAUCCCCGCAUGUUGAGUCAUCGGACGCGAUCUCGGGGCUCUCCUGCUACUGGAAGAUUAGCAGCGACAAGCCCAUAAGCCUGCACUUCCAAGAGCUCUCGCUCCAGGUUCCGGACGCGAACGGUAGCUGUUCGGACGACUACCUGAAGGUGUACACUCGUGAGGAUGCCGAGAUGGUGAGCUCGGGCUUUAGCAGCGAACUGGUCAUCAACGGCAACCAGGACAGGCGCAACUUCAUAGACUACGCCACGGAGCACGUCUUCUGCGGCAACUCGACGCCGGACACCUACUUCUCGAACUCGAACGAGGUCUUCAUGAAGUUCCACCGGAAGAACCGGACGGACGAGCGCGCCUCCUUCCGCGUCAAUGCCAUGGUCAGCUCCAACUGCCAGUGGCAGUACACGGGCCUCCAGGGCCGCGUCCACCUGUCGGAGACCUCCGAAUGCGACGUGCUGAUCAAGGCACCGGAAAACUACACCCUCAGCCUGUACUACACGGAAUUGGUGUUCGGGGCCUACGACUGCGAGGAGGAGAACCUACAGGUCUUCGACCGGGGCAACCGAUCCCUGCAGAAGGUCUGCGCCUACGUCGACACCGGCAAGAGCCUCUUCAGCUCCACCAACGAGCUGCGGCUGCACGUCAAGACGGGCACCUAUUUGACCACUCUGGACUUGACCUACUUGGCCAGCCCAGUGGAGCAGGGACCCGGAUGCGGGGGCCAGUUCUACAACACCGAGGGCCUCUUCACCAACCCCUUCUACCCGGCCAAUAUCCGGAACAACUCUGACUGUCGUUGGGUGGUCCGGGUGCCGAGCAACAACAAGGUGCUGCUCAACUUCGACGUGUUCAAUCUGGGCAGCCGCAGCACCUGCCACACAGACUACCUGCAGAUCCUGGAGCAGGACGUGGCCGGCGGAGCGGAGAAGGAGGUGCGCCGCUUCUGCGGGGACGACAAUCCGCGAAGCUACAUCAGCAAGAAGAGCCAACUGGUGGUCCGCUUCCACAAGACCGUCAACUACGACGGCGUGGGCUGGGUGAUCCGGUUCGCCGGCGUCUACUCCAACUACAGGCCUCCCGCCUACCUCAUGGGCGGUAUGCCCUAGGCGGGAUCAUCCAUCUUGUCGAAUCAUUCCCGGGGCCUCCCCAUGGCAAUCACUUGUGUCCCUCAAACGUAUCCUUCUUCUCCAUGAUUUGUAAACGCAUUAGUAUCCUUAAAAGUCAGUUUCCUGAACAAAUCUUAAAUAAAAAGCAUUUCUUGGUAUAAACUAAUGUAUUCCUCAUCGGAAACCUUGCUGAUUAAUAGCUUAUUGAUGUUCCUAUUUAAAUAUUUUGGAAACAUAACUUUUUGAAGCCCUGUGUCCUCAUCGCUCUGGCAUCUGGAAUUUGUAUUCCCACUUAUUUAUUUGUUAGUUUUCGGUUUUUGGUCAAAACACAUUUCGAGCGGCACAUUUGAAUAGAUAUGACAGGCGCAUCGUAAACCAAAAGUUUCGGAUUGCAUAACCCGAUUCCGAUUCCGGUCCAUUGAUCUGCCAAGUCGCCACUAUUUGCACAUCGAAUCGGGGCGGAGGCUGAUGCCGAUUUGCAUUUGGAGGGCCAACAAUUGGACUGGGGCUGGGAACCACUUCCAUCAGAGCCACCUCCAGCCACGGCCUGCCCCAACACAAGGUGCUUUGACACCCAAAAGCCCAAACAAAAUACAAAACUGGCAGCAGCCAGUCGGGCGAUAAAAGCCAAUAGCUUAAGUAUGUACAGUAGACCCUGGCUAUCUAGAAUCUCCCUGCCUUGUUUUGUGGCUCAAAAGCUGUUUGGGAAAUGGAAAAAUGAUUCCAUUUCAGGCCUCUUUUGGCUUCAAUUGUACUAUUCAAUAAUGGGAAUUCGGCCUGUAGCUCCGAUAUUUGGCCAUUUAGGCGAAACUGAAACUAAAAACCGAAAAACGUGCUGGUAACGGAUCAUCAGCAAAUCGAAAGAGAUUGGGAGCGACAGAGGGUCUAGGUUUCUUCAGCUUUUUUUUUUUUGGAGGCUGCGCAUGCGCAACAGCGCGCAUUAAAUAAUUUAUACAAAAAUGCACACAAAAUUAACAAAUUUGAAAACGAUGUUGCAUGAUAUAAUAAUCCGGCUGCGGCGAUGCCGAGAUUCCGAUGCCCGCGAUGCCAAUCCACGAUCUACGAUGAUAGCGUAGUGGCUUCGUAGCGGCUUCCCAGACCCAGACCCAGACCCAGACCUAGCUUUCUGUUGCAAUACGCUUGCUUCUACACGGAGAGAAAAGUAGAGUAGAGUAGGAAAGUCAGGAAUAUAUGUACAUCAGAUGGUCUGCAUGGUGGGUUCUUCUCCCCCAGGCCCUUACAAGCCGUCAGUCUUAUUGUACAUAUAUGUAGUAUGCAGAAAGUAUAUAGCACUAUUUAUGUAAUAUCCAUAAUAAUCAUUGCUACCCAUUUUUGUCAGUGUAAUUAGUGAAGCUCCCAAAUCGAUAAUCAUAUGCAAAAAGCCGGUCAGUCGGUUUUCGAGGCUUGACCUACGACGCACCUUUCUCUGCCUCUGCCUCUGCUACCUGCCUCCACUGCCUCACCUGGCUGCUCUGCCUCUGUAAGCGGAGCAGAGCGUGGCGGCAGAGCGCAUCUGCUUAGGGCUGAGCUUUCGUUGUAAGUUGUGUUAUCUGCCUCAAGCUGUUGUUGUUUUCUAUUUGUUUGUGUUUGCCGGCAAUUUGUUAUUGUUGCUUAUGAGUUUGUUGGUCAGUUGAGGAAAUCCAUAGCUGAUUGCGGCCUACAGGGUGUUUUUUCGGGAAGUACAUGCAUAAUUGAAUAAUAAUUAUCAGAUAUCUGAAGCAAAGUGGAGGAACUAAAACAUAUUAAUCAUAUUUCGUAUAAAUAUAUUCAACACAAACCCUUAUAGUUCAACAGAAAUAAAGAAUAAAUAAUCUCUUUUUAUUUAUUCACAUAAUAUCUCACAUUUGCUAACCAUAGAUACUAGUUUUUGAAAGCAUUUCUUCUUUUAUUUAUAUAAUUUAUUAAUCUUAGCCCACAGUUAAAACUAUAAGCUUAAUCCUUGCACUUAAUCCUUAAAGUAGCGUCUGGUUUUCCAAAAACAGCUUCAGUUUUCUGAAAUUCUCUUUGGGAAUGCCAGAAAAAAGAAUUCCCAGACCAGGCACCCUGUUCGGCCCGCAGACCAUCAUCUCUCAGGUGAGUUGCAAGAGCAACGGCUACGGCUACGGCUACGGCAACGGCAGGUGUGUUGAAUCAAUUCCGUGGGCCAGCAACGGCGACGGUGUGGUGAUGGUGACGUCACGGCCUCAGCGCAUCUAACGGUUAGCGGAUCUCCGGCGGAUCUCCGAUCUGCUAUCUGCGAUCUGCUUGUAUAAAAGCCGAGGGCCAGUGUGGAGAGAGGCAUCAUUCGCUGGCCGGGAUCAGAGCGACGAGCAUCUCCCAAAGGGAACUACGAGUGGAAACCCCAAAGAACACAAAACA